Penicillium salamii is the source of this 3291-nucleotide messenger RNA. Lineage: Eukaryota; Fungi; Ascomycota; Eurotiomycetes; Eurotiales; Aspergillaceae. The record is from the annotation of a GenBank genome assembly.
AUGGACAACGGGUUUGACUGGCUUCAGGGUUUCUUGCAACCCGGAAGCCAGGCCGAAGAUGACCCCAACAGGGAUGACAUGAUGGCUCAGGCGCACCAGGCUUUUCGAGAUGUCGAGGAGAUGGCAAACGCGACAUUCAUGAAUUCACAACCCCGUGACGAACAUCCUCGAAACCAACUCCGACAGGCCAGUGCUCUUCAGCAGCCGCCGUCUACUACCCGCACGUCAUUCGGCUCCUCUCAACCCCAGCCGGACUAUCCUCAAGGAACCCAGGACUUAGACCUUCCAGAUUUGCUUCGAGAAUAUCUGAACAACCCUCAAUCUCAUAGCCUAAAUCCUUUGAUGACGCCAAAUAAUCCCCCACAUGGUGCAAUGAAACACGCCUGGACCACUGUUAAUCGUGGAAAUCUGAACCAAAAUGCAUCAGUCCCGACACAGGGCUCUCCUAAAGCUGCCCGGAAUCCUCCUAGCACCCACGGAACGACGAGGCCAAUGGCUCCUGUGCACAGGGCAACAAACACACCGGCGCGGCGAGAUCAAUCCAGAUCAGGAACCUCACAGCAACGAUUCAGAACAGUCCCUGGUCACCACGUGCAAUCAGGUGGCAAUGCACAGCGGCAUUAUGCGGACCCAUAUGGAGAGAUUCAAAGACGGAUUCAAGUGCAGGCGAUGCAUCCAGACCAGCCCUUGAUCCUUCCUGAAAUUCCAGAAAUUGAUUUCCAAACUGCUGCUCGGGCCAUGAUGGGCGUUCCUCGAUCCGCACCCCCACCCCAAGAAACAGAUUCGCCCGCGAGGAGGGCUCAGAAUACACCCCAUGGCCACCCUACGAUGGCAGUCAAUGAGGGUUCAAGGUCGUCUUCAUCCGCUGCGCGACAGAAAAACCAGCCAGUCCCACGUGUUCAAAACACACAAAAAACGGUACCGCGGGCUCAGGGCUUCUAUCAAUACCCGUAUCCAGCAGAGGCCCUAGCCCCUGUUGCUCCCGGCUAUCCUCACCUCUCCAAUCCGACGACCGCGUCUACGAAAGCCACGCAAAAGUCAUAUGUUCCCCGGGUUCAAAACAAUCCGACGCCAACGAGGUCUACACAACCCAAUCAAGGCUAUGCGCAGCAACCUGGGCCUAUGAUGUCUCAAGGAACACGAAUUAUUGCCAAUUCAGAGCCUACAACAGCUCAUAAUACGCCUUCUGCUAACAUGCGGGCGAUGAAUCGGACGCCGCUGGACCACAGCGGGUCCAACACUUCUGCAACUGCAUCUACAACAACCUCCGCUGUGCACAAUGAUCCGUACCGGGGGCAACUCGUGCGUGGGAACAACCAUGGGAAAGUGUCACCAGUCUCGAUUGUCGGACCUCCGGCUCAAAAUCACACGAAUCAGCAGCCGCGAAAUCCGGGACAAAAUAGAGCCGCGCCAGCAAUGGUAUCUUCGGCCUCUGUGCCAAUAGUCCGAAAUGCACCUACUGCCGGCACAUCCCCCCUCCCAAAGCCCUCCGAGCCGGCCCAUACACGUGGCUCAGAUGUCUCUCUGCUUGCCUCUAGAGUGGCUCAACCACGUGCUGAAACCAACCCUACGUUGGGAACUUAUCAGUCGCACUCUCACCCUCCACCUGGACUUCAAAUGCCCUGGAAUCGAUCUGCCAAGUUCCAACGUUUGAUCAAUGGGACACGCAAACCUGUGGCCUCACAGAACCGCCCGCCCAGACAGCUUCCACCGACAAGUGCUUCAUGGCAGUAUUCGCCUACUCCCGGGGAGUAUGCUCAGCAGCACCACUCGGGAAAGAUUCUCAAGAACCGUGAUGACUUGAUGCAGCACAUAUCGGCAAGUCCAGCGAUCACGGAGACACCCUUCGAUCCAAUUACAGUCGCACGAGAUAUUCUCAUCGCCGCCGGCAGGCAUCCAAAGGAAAAGCCUCUGAAUAACCAUCUAACUCAAUUGCGCCGCAAUUUUGUGAAACUCGACCCCCGAAUCGAUCUGCAUACAUUUCGUUGGGAUCUUGUUGAUGCCAAACAACAUCGCGCUGUAGACUAUUUUGCGCUGGCGGCUCAUGGGCGGCCCGGCCCGGGCUUGAGUCCCGCGCAAAGUCCGGCGCAUAGUCCGGCGCCAAUACCAACUACUGGCUCAAUGCCAAUCCCCACCUCAGAGCGUCCUCCGGCCUCGGAUCCCGGGCCAGAUCAAGGCCCUCCAUCUGACUUGGUGGUUGUUCAGCACCAGGUUGCAACUCCAGCACCGCCGUCCGCCCAGUCAGUCACUGUAUCACGUGACACACCGCCCAUGUUUCCUCCCAAAUCAAGCGGGAUCGACGCGCGCCCCCCUCCAAAUGGUUUAAGCACCUGGGGCACUUUGCCUUUCGAGCCACCAGCUUAUCAGACUUCUGAACGCGUAUCACCUGCGCUAGCUUCUUCUACACGUCCCGAAUCUCCUGUGCCCAAACAAUCCGAUCCUCCUACACAUUCCACUCCCAUUGUGUCAAUAUCACCGCCGUCGCAAAACGAGUCACAAAAAACUCACCCACCCACCAACCCGCCGCCUGAAAACGCACGGAGUAUUCCCAACCCUAUUUCAGAUGUGAAGUCAAAGACGAUAUCUCAACCACCUAAAGCCACGACUCGGUCACCUUCUAAGCAAGUGUCCAAAACCCCAGAGACAACGCGCCUUCCAACACCACAGGUUGUAAUUCCUCCAUCACCAGACAAGAUGGUUGAAAAGAAAAAGCCACGCCGCCCACCGAAGAGUGCAACAAACGGUGUCGAAGCGAGAGUUCCAUCAUCCAAGCCACAUGUGAAUUAUCAGGUAUUUGCUUGUCAGUGGGAAAGCUGUGUUGCGGAACUUCACAACCUGGAUGCCCUUCGGGGUCAUCUUGUGAAGAUCCACGUACCACAUCACCUGGUUUGCAAGUGGAAAGGGUGUGAGAACUCAACUCCUAUGGCAGCAGCCGACAUGUAUGCGCACGUCUCAAACGAGCACAUCUCCAAAAUUGCUUGGAAACUUGGGGACGGACCAGUGGUACCAGAACCUGCGGAAUUGACACUGGACCAACCGUCUUACCCCGCGGAACCAAACGCCCCGAAGGCCACCAUGAUACUGCCAGUCGAUGCGACCCAAAUCCAAGCUUAUAGCAAGGUCUAUGGGCUCAACUCAGAAGUCGAGAAGGCUAAGGCUGUAAUUGACGCAGGGCGCCAUUGGAAGCAACAAAUUGGACCAGCUCUGGACCAGGAUGGUUGCCGUCUCUCAACACCUCCUCGUCAAACCAAACUCAAUUGUGAGGAGGUUGCUUUCAUCUCACACCAUUGA